Molecule: messenger RNA, 2242 nt
Organism: Ipomoea nil (Japanese morning glory)
Lineage: Eukaryota; Viridiplantae; Streptophyta; Magnoliopsida; Solanales; Convolvulaceae
Exons: 7
Coding region: 293-1957 (554 amino acids)
Molecular function (GO): ubiquitin protein ligase activity
Source: RefSeq, a predicted model, not a curated record
AGAAAAAAAUAAAAAAUAAAAAAUAAAAAAAAUAUUAGAGAGCAUUUCAAGAACAGGCAGCAGGUGGUUUUCCUUUGAGCCUUCCUUUCUCUGUCUACAAAUUUUUUCUUUCUUUUGCAGAGAUUUCUCUGCGCUUUCCCUUGUGGGAUCUGUUUUCCUCUGAUCAAUCUCAAUUUGGGGUUGCAUAUAAUUUAUCUCAAAAUUUGGCCGGGGAAAUCUAAGGUUCUACUCUGGAAGCCAAUCAGUUUGUUGAUUGUAGAAAGGCAUAACCAAAAAACUUCUAUUUAUCAACAUGGGGCAGAGGAAUAUACCAUCCAAUAGACAAAUGAUUGAUUUAGAAUCAGAUCAGCAAGGGCAAGACUAUAUCCACCCCGAGCCUUGUAUCUUUUAUGGGAGUGUAACAACUUUUCCGCAGCUUAAUGCCCAUACUUUAGGACCCGUACCAGCAUUAGGAAAUGCUGGCAAUAUGUAUUUGCAUCAUUUGCCAGAAGGCCCAGAAUAUCAUGACAGUGCUUUAUUUUAUGGGAUGCCACAGUACAAUAGCACUAUUCACACUCAUCCCGCUGUAAAUCUUGAUCCUGCUAUUGCUACAUCUUCCAAUCAUUAUAAUCCAUACAUGGGUGCUCCAGCUGCUACUUGUGAUUUCCCUAUUCCAAUCAAUCAUGCAACGCAUGAUCAGCUCCAAUUCUCAAGUAAUCAAAGCAUGGCUGGCAUUCACACAGAUAAUAAUGGAUGGAACACUCCUUAUGUGGAAGAUGUCAGAGGCUCGUUCAAGAGAAAAAUGGCUGAGGGAUUCCAUAGAAAUCUCCAGCACCAUCAUGCUAUGAUGGCUUCUAGCUCUUCUGCAGCCCCAAUGAUUUCGAAUGCACAUGGGUCAGAUACAUGUUUAACGGCUGCUGCGUCACAUAUGCAACCAAGUAAUUGCGAAUCAUUAAUGUUUGCGGAAGAUGGAUCCCUUAGAAGUGUGAGGAAUGGGUCUGGUGUCAGUGGUUCAGAAUCUGUAGCGGCACAUAGCUUCAGUCACAUUAAUCAAGUAAACUAUGCAGGCCAAUCCUUUCAAUUGGCUGGCAAUCCUCAGUUGGACAUGCAGUUCUGCAGUAGCAGUGGACAGAGUGAAACUUGGGCCUGGAAUCAGGGUGCUCCUUUACCCUACAUGCAGGGGAACAUGGGAGGUUGUUUAGAGGCUGGAGUCAUGGGUGUGCAAGGUUAUCAAGUAACUGCUAACAAUAGGAGCUUGACAAGCUUUAUGCACCCUCACAUUCCUCUUGUUCAUUCAAAUGCUCAUCAUCCGCUACCAUCCUUGCAAGGGAUUAGAGGCCAUAAUAUCAACUUUCCUCCUCAAGUGCCAUCAUCUUCACGUAGACACAUAGCAAAUGGCUCAUCAACAAACAACAUAAAUCCUUUUCCAGGUGCGGUAGAGGGAGGAGGUCCUAGAUAUAUUGCGCCUUUUCCACCAACUGGCAUUAGGCUUUACAGGCCUCGUCGAAGGGACUUCACAUUAGAGACAAACAAUACAAGGCAUCGUAACAUUCCUAAUGUGAGAGUUCUGCCAGAUGAUGGAGUAGCAAUGCUAGAGAUUCCUGGCUACGGUGAAGUAGGGGAUUCUGAUGAUCAGCACAGAGAUAUGCGUAUGGACAUAGAUCACAUGUCUUACGAGGAGCUUCUUGCAUUGGGUGAUCAGAUUGGCAGUGUCACUACUGGUUUUUCAGAAGAUGCCAUUAUUAAUCAUUUGAAAACAAGAUUAUUCACCUUCCCAACAACUUCUUCUAGUUCAGAAGGUGCUGAAUGUCUGGAUCAAGAAACUGAUUUCUGUGUCAUAUGCCAGAAUGGCUACGAGGACCAAGAAAACAUUGGAAGACUUGAGUGUGGGCAUGAGUAUCACUUAGAUUGCAUAAAGAAGUGGCUGAUUGUGAAGAACAGUUGUCCAAUCUGCAAAUCCGCGGCAUUGUCAACAUAACAAAAGGGUUCAUAAAAAUGGUUGGCAGAACGCCUUGGGGAAGAAGCCUAAUCUUUCGUUCUUUUAUAUCUAAGAAGUAUUUAUUGUCCAAUGAGAGGGGAUGGAUUCUUGAACUGUAUUAUAUCCUGUACAUAAUUCUCCCCGUCCAAAUCUAGCUGCCAAAACUGCAGCAAAAUGUUUAUUCUGUUGGGCUUAUAUCCGUGAUCUGGAAAUUGUACAGACAACAGAACUCUAAAUCUUGUUCCAGACAUGCAUAAUAGCUGUAUCAAAGUCCUGUUGAUAUGU